Molecule: messenger RNA, 922 nt
Organism: Scomber scombrus (Atlantic mackerel)
Lineage: Eukaryota; Metazoa; Chordata; Actinopteri; Scombriformes; Scombridae
Product: high mobility group nucleosome-binding domain-containing protein 5-like
Exons: 5
Coding region: 80-922 (280 amino acids)
Source: RefSeq, a predicted model, not a curated record
UGCAACAAUCAAGUCUCAUGAUGACAGAUGGUAUAACUUUGAUGAUACGAAUGUCUCACAUCAUUAUCAGCCAUUCCAGAUGGAUAACCAGGUGGAGAAAUCGCAGAGUGCUUACCUGCUUUUUUACAAGAAAAAGAAAAUGGAGGAUGCAGAUACUUGUACUCAAGAUACCAGUGAGACGUCCACUCACGAAAGCCUACCACUAGACAUCAGUGAUAACAACCAACAUCAAGAUGCUGACAAUAUCAGAGAGAAGCAUGAGGGUGAGGGAGAAGCAGAAAUGAGUAAUGACACUGCUGAGUUCUGUGAGAAAGAGAGCAGAGACAUGGACAGUUUUGAGUCUAGGGGAGUGGAAAUUAUAAGUGAUGCAGAGGACAGUGGAAGAAAGACGGGAGCUGAACUGAGAGAAGUAGACUCUGAACGAACUAACCUUGAUGAGAAUUUAGAGGUUCAGAGUAAUGGCAGAGGAGGAAUAGAUGGUGUUACACAGAGGAUACCAUGUGAGGUUUUGGUAGGAGAUGAACAGUUUGAAAAGGGGACAAAGACCUCCUCAAACUAUCUCACCAAGGAUGACAGAGAGUAUGAAGGCAAUAAUUGUCAAAACAUAUGUAAAGAUCAGGAGGUUGAAAAGAAACAUUAUGGCAAACAGGAAGGUGAGGAAAAUAUGGAAGUAAACCUUGAAGGUGACGAGGAAGGAAAGACUAAAGAUGAUGAACUGACAUCAGGGAGUAACAAAGAAGUAAAGGGUCAGGACAAUGAAAGAUCAGAUCAUGAUAGCCAGGUCAUACAUGACGGUCAGGAACAGGCUUCCGUCUGGCCACUCUACCAUAAAGGCCUGAUUGGUGGAGUGCUGCAGAGAUGGUUGUCCUUCUGGAAGGUUCUCCAAUCUCCACAGAGGAAUGCUGGAGCUCUGUCAGAGUGA